Gossypium raimondii (Peruvian cotton) is the source of this 2489-nucleotide messenger RNA. Its product is annotated as probable catabolite repression protein creC. The transcript is spliced from 11 exons. NCBI's taxonomy places the organism in Eukaryota, Viridiplantae, Streptophyta, Magnoliopsida, Malvales, Malvaceae. The record is from RefSeq and is a predicted model, not a curated record. The coding region runs from base 447 to 2087 and encodes 546 amino acids. Gene Ontology annotation, molecular function: protein binding.
UCUCAAACAAAAUCAAAAUAAAUAGAAAAGCAGAAAUCAUCUCUCCCAUUGUCUUUUCCCUUUCAUUAUCAGUUUACGCUUUUACAGCUUCAAGGCCUGAGAAGAAACACUCUCUUUCAAUCCUACACCUCAUAUCUGCCACCGUCCAUUCCGUUGACUUUUUUCUUACACCAAAAUAGUCAAACCUCUUAAACCACCUCAAAUCAAAAGUUAUAAAAGAAGGAAAAAAAGAAGUUUACAAAAGAUCAUUGAAACUGAAAAUUUCCUGAUCCCACAGCCAUUGAAGAACAAAAAAGGAAAUAAAGAAAGUUGGGCUUUUGUUUAUGUGUCUUAGGAAAUAAGAAAUUUUCAAUAUUGAGAAGAUAAAGAAGAAGAAGAAGAAGAAGAAGAAAAGGUACCCUGGACUGUCAUGAUCAGGUGUUAUCGGGUGUAUUAUAAGAGACAAGAUGAUCAACACAGCCAACGGUAUGAUUUCGACACCGUCUUCAUCGGCGAACGCUCAAUCGCCGGGUUUGAAGACUUAUUUUAAAACUCCAGAAGGUCGAUAUAAGCUUCACUAUGAAAAGACUUACCCUUCUGGCCUUCUUCACCAUUCUCAUGGCAAAACUGUUACUCAGGUUACCUUAGCGCAUCUGAAAGAGAAGCCAGCUCCAUCAACUCCAACAGCUUCAUCUUCUAGUUUCACCGCCAGCAGUGGGGUAAAAUCAGCAGCAGCGAGGUGGCUAGGUGCGGGGAAUGGGAGCCGUGCACUCAGCUUUGUUGGAGGGAAUGGUAGUAGUAAAAGUGUUAGCAGUGCUGGCAGAAUUGGAUCAUUGGGUUCUUCGAGUCCGAGUAAUUCAAUGACUAAUACAAAUUUUGAUGGGAAAGGAACUUAUUUAAUCUUCAAUGUCAGUGAUUCUAUUUUUAUUAGUGAUUUGAAUUCGCAGGAUAAGGAUCCAAUAAAAUCUAUCCAUUUCAGUAAUUCAAACCCUGUCUGCCAUGCCUUUGAUCAGGAUGCCAAGAAUGGGCAUGAUUUGCUUAUUGGGUUGACUUCCGGUGAUGUUUAUUCAGUGUCAUUGAGACAGCAGUUGCAAGAUGUUGGAAAGAAGCUUGUUGGGGCACAGCACUACAAUAAAGAUGGUUCUGUAAAUAACAGCAGUCGAUGUACCAGUAUUGCAUGGAUCCCCGGAGGUGAUGGUGCUUUUGUGGUUGCCCAUGCUGAUGGAAAUAUGUACAUAUAUGAAAAGAACAAGGAUGGUGCUGGUGAUUCUUCAUUCCCUGUUAUCAAAGACCAAACUCAAUUUUCUGUUGCGCAUGCACGAUACAGUAAGAGCAACCCAAUUGCGAGAUGGCAUGUAUGUCAAGGUUCAAUUAAUAGCAUUGCUUUCUCCUCUGAUGGGGCCUGCUUAGCAACCGUUGGAAGAGAUGGUUAUCUGCGAGUUUUUGACUAUUCAAAAGAACAGCUAGUUUGUGGUGGCAAAAGCUAUUAUGGUGCUCUACUAUGUUGUGCUUGGAGUAUGGAUGGGAAAUAUAUUCUGACUGGAGGUGAAGAUGACUUGGUUCAAGUUUGGAGUAUGGAAGAUCAAAAGGUUGUGGCAUGGGGUGAGGGGCACAACUCAUGGGUUAGUGGAGUGGCAUUCGAUUCUUAUUGGUCAUCGCCUAAUUCAGAUGGCACAGGGGAGACUGUCAUGUACCGCUUUGGUUCUGUUGGUCAGGAUACACAAUUGUUAUUGUGGGACCUGGAAAUGGAUGAAAUUGUUGUGCCAUUGCGUCGAUGCCCUCCUGGUGGAUCUCCCACUUUCAGCACUGGGAGUCAAUCUUCCCACUGGGACAAUGUAUGCCCACUGGGUACCCUGCUACCUGCCCCAAGCAUUCGAGAUGUUCCGAAAAUUUCACCACUGGUUGCUCAUCGUGUUCAUACUGAACCUCUCUCAGGCUUGAUUUUUAACCCGGGAUCCGUACUUACUGUUUGUCGACAGGGGCACAUAAAAGUCUGGAUGAGACCCAGUGGUGCAGAAAGCCAAUCAAGCAACAGUGAAACUGUAUCCAGUUCCAAGGAUAAACCUUUAGUUUCCAACACACUUGGCAGUACUAGCCAUAAACAAUGACCAGCCAUCAAUAAAAGGAUGGCAAAGAAUAAAGUUCCGCCUUUGUAAUGGAAUUGCAAUGAGGUUAACCAACUGAAUCCAUUGUAUAUUGAAGGACAAAAAAGCCAUUGACAGAGCUAAAUAGGUAUGGAGGAAUAAAGAACUUCCAUUGUAAGUAGAAACGGCUACUUCUAGAAAUAUAUUUAGGAUACGAUAGGAAUCACAUGAAGUUUGCUCCUUUAAGAUUUGUAAUAUAUCUUAGAGGUGCAUUUGAGUGAUUAUUUAUGAUCGGUGAUUCAUCAUCACCACUACAGUAUGAUUUUUGUUGGAUCAUAAGACCCUCCAAAAAAAUAAAAUAAUAAUACUGAUGUUGAACAUGCGGAUAGCUUCAUGAAAAUGAAGUGGGUCAAAUUUGUCCUGAAA